AACAAGACAUCUAAAGUACCACAAAAUAUCCCAAAAUGCAAUGAAAAAAACUUUCAAAUUCAAGAUUGUGAGCUGCUCUGUGUCCCCCAUCCUGCACCCAUGGCUCUAUAAAUAAUGACUGGCAGCUGAAAUGGGACUUUGUGACUUUAAGAUGUGACUCUGGGAGAUGUGCUCUAUCUAUUGUUGAUGAGACAAAAGCGCGAGUCAGAUUCAUAUAGGAGUGGCGGGGAAUAACUUCUCAUAUCCUCAUAUCAGAGUCACAAAGCCAAGCAGCAAACUUCAAUAACCCCCUGAAUACUUCUUUCUGGACAUGGGUUGUUAUGAUUGCUGUAUCCGCUGCCUUGGGGCAGUGCCCUACCCGUCCCUGGUGGCCACCUUGCUGUGCUAUGCUGGCAUGGCGUUAUUUUGUGGCUGCGGGCACGAGGCAUUGGCCAACACUGAAGUCCUGGUGGAGACUUACUUCGCCCGCAAUGUUCAGGACUUUGCUGUCAUGGCUUCUUUUAUCAAAUACUUCCAGUAUGUCAUCUAUGGCCUGGCAUCAUUUUUCUUCCUCUAUGGUAUCCUGCUUCUGGCUGAGGGAUUCUACACCACGAGCGCAGUCAAGCAGACGUUUGGUGAAUUCAGGAGCACUCAUUGCGGCCGCUGCGUCAGCCUCACGUUCAUCAUAGUGACGUACAUCUUGGCCUUCAUCUGGCUGGCUGUCUUUGCCUUCUCUGCUAUCCCGGUUUACUUCUUGUUUAACAUGGAGCAAACCUGCCACACCGUCAACAUUCUGGCUGAGACCACCCCCAGCAUCAAUCAGCACGGCUGGAUCUGCAUGGACGCAAGGCAGUUCGGCCUGCUCCCGUGGAACGCCAUGCCAGGAAAGUCUUGUGGGAUGACCUUGGCAUCUAUUUGCAAAACCAGUGAAUUCUACGUCACCUAUGACCUGUACAUUGCCACAUUUGCUGGAGCUGGAGUCACUCUCUUAGCACUGUUCCUGUACAUGAUUGCCACCACCUACAACUACGCUGUGUUGAGGUUCCUGGGCAGGAAAGGGAUCCGCUAAACUACAACACCUCCAUCCCUGUCAACCCCAUCCUCUAUGAGAUGGACAGUCGACAUGUGCAGCACUAGAUUUCCAUUCAUCCUCUGGGAUACUUCCAAACCUGGUUUUCCUGCUACAGUAUUUCUCUAUAGACGUGUCCUGUAACAGACAUCAUUUUUUGUAUGAACAACAGACAGAGAGAUGAAGAUUACUCUCACCCGGCAGAUCCAGCAGCAAAUCCCUUCCUCAGAUGAUUCUCUUGGCUUUGUUGUUCAUUUUCCCUUCUCACAGGAUGUAUCUCAUUUGAUUCUUUUUGUGAAGCUUCAUUGGUGCUGAUGCUGUGAUCAGAUUGUUAUGUACGACGUUUCAUGAAUAAUUAAGAGCGAUGACAGCUCGCCUUGCAAAUCAUAACUGCGUAUCCUCCACCCAGAGUUUACUGAUGCAUAUAUUUGGUUCUGGAUUAGAUUUUUCUGCUUCCUCAUUUUCAACUAAAGCAAGUGAAGCUGAAUGUACCAAAGUUAUCUCUGAGGUUUAGGCGUCUCCUUUCAUUUCUCUUUGUGCCUUUACUCACAAUACAUGUACUUUGCAUUCACUCAUAUUGCGUGUCUGCUUUGCUUGAAUCGCACAGCGUAGCAUGGAAACAAAGACGUGUAUCCUUCUCCUGGAGUCCUUUUUUUUGGUUACUGCUUAAAAUAAGCUGCUUUUUAUAUUACUGAGGUGUUGAUGCUUCAAUAACGUGCCUCCAGGUGAUUCCUGCGUGUGUGCUUAUUUGAAAUUAAGGCUGAUUAAACCAUUUAAAUCUGAA
Notolabrus celidotus (New Zealand spotty) is the source of this 1832-nucleotide messenger RNA. It is a transcript of the gene plp1b, whose product is annotated as proteolipid protein 1b. The transcript is spliced from 7 exons. Gene Ontology annotation, molecular function: structural constituent of myelin sheath. NCBI's taxonomy places the organism in Eukaryota, Metazoa, Chordata, Actinopteri, Labriformes, Labridae. The coding region runs from base 311 to 1048 and encodes 245 amino acids. Gene Ontology annotation, biological process: central nervous system myelination; axon development. The record is from RefSeq and is a predicted model, not a curated record. Gene Ontology annotation, cellular component: myelin sheath; plasma membrane.